AAACUACGCGUGACUAUCGCGGUUAUGUUAUGUUUACAUUACCCAAGCCGCUAAGUGAAUUUAUCCAGUGCUAGUUAUUCCAAAAAAUCUAACAUAAAACCUAAAUGUCACUUAAAAAUGUCUUCUUCAGACGAGAGUUCGGACAGCACCGAGUACCUGGUGCCAUCUUCAAAAAUCGACUUAACAAGUUCAUUUUUCUCCACUGCCGCAUCGACAUCCAAGUCUAACCCCAAGGUAAGAGCUAGAAUAGAAUCAUCAUCUUCCUCAGAAGAUGAUGAACUUCCCGAAAGUUCCGCGUCGAACGCGGAACUUCUUUUGGAAGUAAUGAAGAACCUGGAGAAGAUCAACAACCCAAUUGUCCAACCAUCCCGAGCACCAGCGACAGUUUCUGAGUCUUCUAGCCGAGAGUUGUCUUCAGAGAUUGCGGAUCUUCUGCUGAAGCAUGAGAGCGGCCUUGGGUCCUUCAAGCUUCCCGAUGAAGAAGAAGAAAUGCCUAAGGAACAGAAACAGGAACAGGAACAGGUCCAGGUUCAGCAUCCAGACUAUGAAGUUCCUCAGGAAGGAGUUAACAUAACCCUUCCAGGAACUGGAAUGCCUAGCUUCAAAAGGAAGAAGAAUAAAGUCGACCUGGAGGCCCAGCUGAUCAAGAAGAUGAACUCCAGGAUUAAGGCGAAUCAGCUGUUGGUCCACAAGGUUGGUCUUCUUUGUUGGCUAGCCCACGGCAUCCAUCUUAACAAACAGAUCAACGACCCGGAGGUUAUGUCCACUGUUCUGUCGUUGAUCCCCAGUGUCAGCUACCCCAAGGGCAGGGUUGACAUCAAGUACAUCGAACAGUUCACCAAGUGGUUCCGCGGGGUGAUUAAGGUUGAGUUUAAUAAGGAGAAUGUUCCAGUUACUAAGGAACUUCUUCUUCAGAGGUUAGGUGAAAAGAAGGUUAGGAACUACCGGGAACUUGUUCUGUUGUUCAUUGCCGCUCUUAGGGCAAUUGGGUGUAAUUGCAGGCUUGUUUUGUCCCUCUGUCCUCCGCCUAUGAAGCCUAAAUCCGAUCAGCUGAUCAAGAGCAAGAAGGAGGGGGAAGGAACUAAGGAACGGGGAGGAGCUAAGGAUAAGGAACUUGGGAGAGGGAAGAAAUCGAGGGAAGGAGAGGAUAAGGAGGAUGAGGAAGAUAAAGAGGAUAUUAGGAACACUAUGGCUAAGAAGUGGAGUGAGAAGAAUAAAGGAAGAGGGAGAGGAAGAGGAAGAAAAGGAGGAGUAAGUUCUGUGGUGGGUUUGGUGAGUAAUUCAAAAGUUGCCGACAAAAUGGCGAAAGAAGAAGCUAAGAAAAAGGCGGCGGAAUUAUUGAGGGAGAAAUUUGCGAGUAGUAAAGAAAGAGGGGUUAAAAAAUUGAAAAGGAAUGAUGAGGGGGGUAAAAAAGAGGAGGGGGAAGUUAAGGAAGAGGAGGUAGGAGUUGAGGAAGAGAAGGGGAAGAGAUUGAGGAGUGGGGAGAGUAAAGUUAAGAAAGAGGAGGGGUUAGUUAAGGAAGAGAAAGGGAAAAGGUUGAGGAGUGGGGAUAAGAAAGAGGAGGAGGUAGUUAAGGAAGAGAAGGGGAAAGUUAAGAAAGAGGAGGAUGUAGUUAAAGAAGAGAAGGGGAAAAGAUUGAGGAGAGGCAGGAGUGAAGAUAAAAUUGUGAAGAAAAGGAAGAGUGAAGAGAUGGUGGAGAGGGGGAAGGCUACUAGUGUCGGUAAAGAAGAAAAUGAAGGAAAGGAAGACAAAAUGGAGACUGAAAGUGAGAGUGAGGAUUCGGAGAAGGAGUUUAAGGUUAAGAAGAAACUGGGGGUGGGUAGAAAAAAUUUAGAGGCGGUUAAAGAAGAAAGGAGGUUAAGUGAGAAAAGGAGGAAAGUUUUGUCGAGUGAUGAUGAAGAAGAUAUUGUUGAUGUUAGGGAUUCUAGGUAUCUUUGGGCGGAAGUUUAUGUUGAGGAUGAAGAGAGCUGGAUUAGUGUUUCUGUGCCGGAUAAUAAAGUUCACUGUGUUGCGGAAAUUUUUAAAAAAGCACCAUCUCCAGUAUUAUAUGUUGUAGCAUGGAAUUCUGUGGGAAAAUUAAAAGAUGUAACGAGACGUUAUUGCCGUCAUUGGUUAACAGUAACAAGAAAGCAACGGAUUGAUCAAGAAUGGUGGACAGAAAGUUUGUCUCCUUGGAUUGAAAGUAACAGUGUGAUGUCCAGAGCUGAAGAUGAAGCGUUGCUUACUAUGGAAUUGGAACAGCCUUUACCAGAUAGGACUGCGGAUUACAAAGGACAUCCAUUGUACGCACUCGCGCGUCAUUUGCUAAAGUAUGAAGCGCUGUAUCCGCCAGAUUGUCAACCGCUUGGUUAUUUGAAGAACGGUGAAGCUGUUUAUUCUAGGCACUGUGUUCAUACUUUAAGAAGUCGGGAGACUUGGCUGAGAGAAGCCAGGGUUGUUAAACCGGCACAGGAAGCUUAUAAGAUUGUGAAGUCUAUGCCGAAGAUGGAUAAAUUUACAGGACAGGUUGUAAAAGACCAGCCUCUAGAACUAUUUGGUAAAUGGCAAACAAAUCAAUACGAUCCUCCAGUGGCUAAAAAUGGAAUAAUACCACGUAAUGAAUACGGCAAUGUCGACUUGUUUAAACAAUGCAUGUUACCCAAGGGGACUGUCCAUAUUGAUCUUCCAGGAUUAGCCCGAAUUGCGAAGAAGCUAAAAAUCGACUGCGCACAAGCAGUAGUCGGUUUUAAUUUUGGGUGUCGCGGUGCGAUGCCGAUGACCCAGGGUUAUAUCGUAUGCGAAGAACACGAAGAAACUAUAAGAGAUGCUUGGAAUCAAGAGCAAGUGGAAGCCGAGAAGCGUGCAAAGGACAAGCGAGAUAAAAGGAUCUGGGGCAAUUGGAAAAAGUUAAUACGCGGGGUUUUGAUCAAAGAAAAAAUUGCUUACAAGUAUAACAUGAAUGAUUCUCAAGAAGACAAAGAUGAUAGUCUUGAUGGUGAUCUUGAUGAUCAUGAUAAAAAAAAUAAAGUACCUGCAAAAAAAACUAAGAGCAAUAGUAUUAAAAAAAGAAAAACUUGAUUUUUCUUUUCUGUU
Molecule: messenger RNA, 3072 nt
Organism: Cotesia glomerata
Lineage: Eukaryota; Metazoa; Arthropoda; Insecta; Hymenoptera; Braconidae
Gene: Xpc
Product: DNA repair protein complementing XP-C cells homolog
Exons: 6
Coding region: 118-3057 (979 amino acids)
Biological process (GO): mismatch repair; nucleotide-excision repair
Cellular component (GO): XPC complex; nucleotide-excision repair factor 2 complex; nucleus
Molecular function (GO): damaged DNA binding; single-stranded DNA binding
Source: RefSeq, a predicted model, not a curated record